AAAACGUUGCCAACCUGACAUUUCCUUGUUUUCUCAGCAGUUUUAGUUUUUUCUUCCGGUCCAGUUUCCUCCAUAUCCACCAAACAAUGGGAAGCUAAUAUUUAGGGUUUAACACAGACAAGAGCCUCUCAAAGUCUCCAAUCUUUUCAUUUCCCUCUGCCAGCAAAAGCUCCAGCCUUUUACUUCCACAAUUCAUCACUUUUUCUCUUGCUUUCUCCACUUACAAGUUGGAAUCUUUGGUGGUGUUAUAUUUCCAUGGUUAAUGGUGGUUCUGAAAGUGGGUCAACGAGUAGCGUGUCAAGGGAGGAUAACAUGGUGGUCUCCUCUGAAGAUUCUUCAAGCCCAGAUGAAUCCGAAUUGGAAUUGGGUCUUGGCUUGAGCCUCGGCGGCGGUGGUGGUUCCAAGAUGCAUCGGGCUUCAAAGUGUGGUCAAUAUGCUAGGAUAUUGACCGCUCAAGAUUUCCCUUCUUCGUCUCCUCCUCCUCCCUCCUCCUCCUCCUCCUCUUCGUUUUCUUUAAGUGGAGCUAAUGUCACGACAGGGACCAAGAGGACUGCUGAUUCAGUGGCUGCUGCUGCUAAUGGAUCUUGUCAAGUGGCUGGGUGGCCUCCCAUCAGAGCUUAUAGAAUGAAUAGCAUGGUUAACCAAGCAAAAGCAUCAGUCACAGAAGGAUUUAACUCGACGACUACGGAGAACUGUAGAAAGGAGACCUCAAUGGUUGAGAACAGCACCAUUGGCAGCUACCAUAGUAGUGGUAGUAACACUAAUGCCAGCAGGACAUCUCUUUUCGUGAAGGUCAAAAUGGAUGGAAUUCCGAUCGGAAGGAAGGUCGAUCUGAAUGCCCCUGAAUCAUACGAAAAGUUAGCAAAAACAUUGGAAGAAAUGUUCCUUGAAACCACCCCAAGUGCCAAUCCAGCAGGGUCGAGGGCACGGCAGCAUGAUGUGACAAACAAAACGACAAGACAUUCAAAACUGCUAGAUGGAUCAUAUGAUUUUGUUCUUACUUACGAGGACAGGGAGGGUGACUGGAUGCUUGUUGGAGAUGUUCCUUGGGAGAUGUUCGGUAGCUUGGUGAAGAGGCUUAGAAUCGUGAGGAAAUCCGAGGCUACCGGAUUAGCGCCAAGAACUGAAGAAAGGAACCAGAGGCAAAGAAGAAAGCCCGUGUAGAACACGUUUCUCUCAAAUCCAUCCCUUGGAACAUACAAAG
This is a messenger RNA of Hibiscus syriacus, 1204 nucleotides long. RefSeq names its product auxin-responsive protein IAA11-like. Lineage: Eukaryota; Viridiplantae; Streptophyta; Magnoliopsida; Malvales; Malvaceae. Gene Ontology annotation, cellular component: nucleus. The transcript is spliced from 5 exons. The coding region runs from base 256 to 1164 and encodes 302 amino acids. Gene Ontology annotation, biological process: regulation of DNA-templated transcription. The record is from RefSeq and is a predicted model, not a curated record. Gene Ontology annotation, molecular function: protein binding.